AUGGCUGGGGGCGCACACACGUACAUGGGAACGCACGCACAUGGACAGGUGCAGAUAAAGAUUUAUAAACAUACACAGGCGCUUGCACAAACAGAGUUCCGAGAGGACGUUAAAGAGAUCACAAAUUGCAUUGAUGAAGAAGUAUAUGGGGUGCGUGAAGAAGUGAAGGCUCCCAGAUUACUGUGUUCCAGCCGCCCCCGAGCGCCGCCUCCGAGCGCCGCCCCCGAGGAAGCGAGCCGUCAGAAGCGAGCCGUCAGAAGCGAGCCGUCAGAAGCGAGCCGUCAGAAGCGAGCCGUCAGAAGCGAGCGUCAGAAGCGUCAGAAGCGUCAGAAGCGAGCCGUCAGAAGCGAGCCGUCAGAAAGCGAGCCGUCAGAAGCGAGCAGAAGCGAGCCGUCAGAAAGCGAGCGUCAGAAGCGAGCCGUCAGAAGCGAGCCGUCAGAAGCGAGCCGUCAGAAGCGAGCCGUCAGAAGCGAGCCGUCAGAAGCGAGCCGUCAGAAGCGAGCCGUUCAGAAGCGAGCCGUCUUCGAGCCGUCAGAAGCGAGCCGUCAGAAAGCGUCAGAAGCGAGCCGUCAGUCUCCCUUCGCCUCAAGCGCCGCCUCCCGUGAAGCGCCGCCCUCCGUCCCCGCUGUGAAGGCAGACAAUAUCUCCCGCACAGACGCCCGCCCGCCGCCCGAGCUCAUCUCAGCGGCUUGUGGGCGCCCAGAUCGUAUCGGGAGAGCAAUAGCGAUCAAGAAAGUAGAACAGCAACUUGAUUAUGGCGAUGAGAAGGAUGAUUCCCAGAUUCCCAGAUUCCGGAAUACUCUCCCGUCCGCCUCUAUUGCAUUAGUCCCGUCCCGUUGUCACAGAGCGAGAUUCCCAGUCUUCCCUUCCGUCAAAACCAAUUCCUUCUGUCCCUCAGACGGCGGGAAGCUCGGCCCAGUCUCAUUCCGGAGGGUUGCCAGGCCCAAGUUAGCAAUAUAUAAUGUUGCAGUCAAGCAGAAUUAUCCAGGAGCGGGGAGCCCGCCUUCUGCCCGCAGGAAGACCGUGUCCAUCAACAUCAUCGAGGAGGACAGUUACGAGAAGGACGUCCUAUUCUACGUGGACAUCGGCGAGCCUCAAGCCAUUGGAGACAUCGAAUUCGACAUAGGUUUCGAAUUCGCUAACAAGGAGAGCGACCUGACCGAAGAGGAGAAAAUCGCCCUCCUCGGCAAACCGAAGCUCGGCAACUCGACCCGCACUCAGAUCAGGGUCAAGGAGAACAAGGAAUACAAGAACAUGGUUGACAAGUUGGUGAAGAAGGCCAACGCAUCCCUCCUUGUUGGUACCUCCUCUUGGAAGGAACAGUUCAGUGAAGCCAUCACAGUCCAACCUGGCGAUGAAGAUGAAGAGGGAGAGGAAGAAGAAGAGACUGAGAAGCUGCCCAGCUGUAUGGAUUACGUCAUGCAUUUCGUCACCGUCUUCUGGAAGAUUCUCUUUGCCUUUAUUCCUCCCACGGACAUCGCCAAGGGUUACCCAACGUUUAUAAUCUCUAUUUUGGGCAUUGGUCUUCUUACUGCCUUUAUCGGUGACUUUGCCUCUCACUUCGGCUGUUCUAUCGGUCUGAAGGACUCGGUGACUGCCAUUGCCUUCGUGGCUUUGGGUACCAGUGUUCCAGAUACCUUUGCCUCAAAGGUGGCCGCCCAGCAGGAUCCCUACGCUGACGCCUCUGUGGGCAACGUCACGGGCUCCAACGCUGUCAACGUGUUCCUUGGUAUUGGUAUCGCAUGGACCCUGGCUGCUAUCUACCACAAUGUCCAAGGAAGAGACUUUGAAGUCUUGCCUGGCAACUUGGCCUUCUCAGUGACCCUGUUCUGCGUGGAGGCGGCAGUGGCCAUCAUGGUGAUGAUGAUCAGGCGACACCCGAGCGUCGGCGGCGAGCUCGGCGGGCCAAGAAUCCCCAAGAUCGUGACGUCCGCCUUCCUCGCCUUCCUGUGGGUCUUCUACGUGUUCAUGUCCUCCCUGGAAGCCUACGACAUCAUCCCCUCUCUAUGAAUAAUCCGUUCCGGUUGUGAGGACGUCGCAAGGCUGAUGGGCAACGUGCCAUGGCGGGCGACGAGGGUCUUCCGCGCCCUGUGCCCGAGCUUGGCCGGUCAAAAGCAGCGUAGACUAGCUAACCUUUGCCACUAUCCGCCGUGCGGCCCAAGCGGCAGCGUUGUGUGAGUGACUACUAUGUGUGAUGUCCUCCACUAUCACCACCAACACCUCCACCUCUUCCACCACCAAAAUUACAUCCGGUCCUGUGUCAUCCGAAGGGCCUGUUUCUAGCUGUCAUGUCCACUUGCUCUGUUUAUUUUUUUUCUGUUUUUAUUUAUUUGUAUUUUUAUGAGGCUGGUCGAUCUGCAGCCCCCCUGUGAGCCUGUUUAUACCCUGUGGACGUGACUCACGAGCAUUCCUCACUAACAGUGCCGUACCUCUGUCUCAUCCUAGCACAAAUUUCAGUUUUUGGCAUGGCGGUGCUUGUGGAUGCUACGGGAGACCAUUAAAACGAGGUUAUUACAACAAUAAUCACAUGCAGCGACUAUGACGGAAGCUGCAUGUGGUUACGAUCAAAAAAACAAAUACAAAAUAACACAAAACUAAAAAAAAAAAUAUUUGUACAACUACUUCCUCCUUAAGUGUAAGUAGUAAAUGCAAUGAUAGUCAUGAAUGGUUGCUAUGGUGACAGCAUACAGUGGCUGCUAUGCCACAGCUGUGAAUGGCUAUACUUGGUAGCCCUUGUUGCUCUCAUAGCCUCUCUUCUGAUGGCCACCGUGACCAUGUUUACAGUGGUGUGUCGGUCGUGUCUCGGGUCGCCCUCCUCCGUCAAGCGUUGCGAAUCUUGGGGCGACCAAGGCGUCCACUGCCCCAUUCACUCGACUAACACCCAGCACUUUCCUCUUUAAUAAUGGCCUACUCUUACAAACUCUUUUGGAAAAAACGAUUAAAAAAAUCAAUUAAGAAAAGUCUACCCUCAUUCCUUGUAUGUUAUCUUUUAAGUUGUUUUAUUUUUCUGUUUUACCACACGUGGGUUUUGUUUCUGUGGUUGUAUUGUGUGCCAUCAUCCCCCUUAGCCCCGCCACUAUGGUUGUGUCUUGUCAUUAAUGCCUCAUUCAUGCCACUGUGGUUGUGCUGUGUCAUUAAUGUGUCAUCCAUGCCACUCUGGCUGUCUCUCGCCGUCAGUCUCUCCUGGCCACCGUGGUUUCUUCUCCAAUUCCUAGUAAAGACUAAAAGCAGUACAAUGAGGCUAGUCAAUGGUUUGCAUAAUUAAAGUAGAAUCAAAAGUUGAAAUAGCGAAACCAUUCAGAUGAGUGCCUUCAAUGUCGAGAAUAUUUAUAGAUUAGUGAUUUUUUGAUGAUCUAGAAUCCCAUCUCUUCUGUCAAUUGGCUGUAGACGCCACCUCUUCAAAAUGUCCCGACUAGGUUCUCCCUGGAUCUUGUGAGGAAAAGCGACACAGCGUCUUGUGUCCGAGAAGUUGUCCCCGCCAAUCAUCCUUCACGACAUUUGUUAUUCAUCACUGUACAUCAUCAACCUGUAGGAGGCAUUAUUUUCCUUUGUCAAAUUAUCUACAGUGAGAAGAUGAACUUGAUGUUCGUUGGGAGUGUUGAACGUUUUCUGUUCGAUAGACAUAUUUUAUAAAUGUUACAUUAUUGUUAAGGAUUAUAGUGGAAACAUCAAAGCAAAUGACUAUUCGAAAAGAAAUUACUGUGGGAAAGUAUUGUUCAUUUGAAAGAGUCGCGAAAUGUAAAUAAUCAAAAUUUGCACUGUACAUAGGUAGCUGUAUACCUCAUUGAUCUGUUGUAGCCAGUUUUAUACACAAUAGCCAGGCUCUUUCAAAUAUUUGUAUAGCAUAAACGAAACACACGCACGCUCCUCUCAGAGACUAUGAGGAGCCGCUCUCAGAAAGUAGAGCUCGGCUGGUUUGUUGUUGCCGAGCCUGACAAAGAACAGCGAAGAAAAAUGGAUCUCUUUCUAAGAUAGUUCUUUCUGAAUCUAUGUGCCAUUGGCCGUUCUCGAAAGCCAUGUAAGCUCAGGAUAUAGCAUACUUCAAUAUCUUCUUUUUUUCUGAUUUUUCCUACUUCGUGAAAGUAUCACUCUGACCUUUAGAUAGCUAUGCGCGACUGGAUAUUAAUAAGAUUUUUUUUUUUUCUUCUUCUAUGUAAUUCAACAUAUAAGAAAAAAGGAAUUGUUCUGAAACAGUGGGUAUGCUCCGACGUGCCAAGAAAAAGGUGAUCUCUCGUAACAAAGCUUACAUGAGUUUUUUUUUUUUUAUACAUAUAUAUUUUUUUUUUCUUUCUUUUUUUGCUUGCUUAUAUUCCAGACGAAUCAAGAUUUCUAGAUAAAACUCAGGUCAAGUUCAGAAUUAUCAGCGAGCCACCACGAAUACUCUUACAUGGCAACAUUGGCUAUGAUGUCGAUGACUUAAGCAUGUCUUUGCUAUUUGGUACAUUCUCAAAUGACCAGUUUUUUUUUUCAUAUUUGCCUGUCGUGAAGAAAUCUAGUUCCGAGUAGAAGCGCUAUGAUUUAGGUAAUGUUGACAUCAUUUGUAAAUAAAGUGAAAAUGAA
Messenger RNA from Penaeus vannamei (Pacific white shrimp), 4560 nucleotides. NCBI's taxonomy places the organism in Eukaryota, Metazoa, Arthropoda, Malacostraca, Decapoda, Penaeidae. The record is from RefSeq and is a predicted model, not a curated record.